Archocentrus centrarchus (flier cichlid) is the source of this 1197-nucleotide messenger RNA. Its product is annotated as heavy metal-binding protein HIP-like. Bases 6 to 830 code for a protein of 274 amino acids. The transcript is spliced from 4 exons. Gene Ontology annotation, molecular function: protein binding. The record is from RefSeq and is a predicted model, not a curated record. Lineage: Eukaryota; Metazoa; Chordata; Actinopteri; Cichliformes; Cichlidae.
ACAGAAUGAAGACCAUCAUGUUUUUUCCUCUUUUGCUUCUGUUCUGCUCUGUUUCAACAGAUCAGACAAAGGCAGAUAAGGAAAGUCUUGCCCAGGAGACUGUACUCAUACAACCCUGUUUACAGGACAUCCACGCUGUGCUGAGGGAGCUGACCGCCUCACAGGCUGAGCAGAAGGUGGAGAUCAGGUCCUUAAAACAAGAAAAUCAAGAGCAGAGAGCAAAGCUGGAGAGUCAGAAGACUGAACUGGAGAGUCAGAAGACUGAACUGGAAAGUCAGAAGACUGAACUGGAAAGUCAGAAGACUGAACUGGAAAGUCAGAAGACUAAACUGGAAAGUCAGAAGAGUGAACUGGAAAGUCAGAAGACUGAACUGGAGAGUCAGAAGACUGAGAUAAACCAGAUGAAGCAGGAACUAAAAGUCAAACAGGUGGCUUUCUCAGCCACUCUGCUGGCUAAAAGCUAUGAAGCUACUGGACCCUUUAACACACAGGUUACUCUGGUCUUCAAACAAGUUUUCACAAACACUGGAAAUGCCUACAACCCUAAAACAGGGAUUUUCACUGCUCCAGUGAGAGGAGUCUACCACUUUGACUGGAGCAUUUAUGGAGAUGGAAACGGUCCUGUAGGUGGUGUGCUGUUCAAGAAUGGAGAGCACAUUUAUCUUGCAUAUGAACAUCUAACAUCUGGUGGUGGGACUGCCUCUAAUGGGGCCUCCCUGCUUCUGGAGGCUGGAGAUCAGGUGUCUGUACGUCUGUGGGCUAAUUCAAGGAUAGUGGACAGUGAAAAUCGUCAUAACACCUUCAGUGGUCAUCUGAUAUUCACCAUGUGAGAGGUGUGACAGCUGCAAAACUUCCUGUGGGUGGAGCUUAGCCAUGUUUAGAAGUCAAACAGGAAGUAAAUCACCUGCUGGGAUCAGUUUCCUGCUCUCUCUCUGUCUGGUUGGGUUUUUGUUUUGUGUUUAUUUGUUUCUACUUUUCCUCUGAUUCUACUGACUCAGAUAAUCAACUUCUUCUUGUUACCUGUGAUUCACAUGAAUCCAGUUCAGUGCUCAGUGAUUCUCUGUGUCCUUUCUUUGAGUCGGGUCUUCAUAAAGUGACCUCCUCCAUUAGUAAUGACUAUUGUCAGAUAACUGACUGUAAACUUACUCGUGGAUUUCUUUAAAUUCAGUUUUUUCCUGUCUUUAGUUUCAAAAUAAA